Pelobates fuscus (common spadefoot toad) is the source of this 803-nucleotide messenger RNA. Its product is annotated as thioredoxin-1-like. NCBI's taxonomy places the organism in Eukaryota, Metazoa, Chordata, Amphibia, Anura, Pelobatidae. The record is from RefSeq and is a predicted model, not a curated record. The transcript has 5 exons. Gene Ontology annotation, molecular function: protein-disulfide reductase activity. Gene Ontology annotation, cellular component: cytosol. The coding region runs from base 95 to 418 and encodes 107 amino acids.
AAAUAAAAGGAUUUAGGCAAGUUCAAGUCACAGAGUGUGCCAGGUUCUUGUCAGUAUCAUCUCGCUUGGAGCUUGGUGGACAGAAAACUCAACAAUGAUUGAGGUCUACGAUGAUGAUGACCUAAGAGAUAAAGUAAAGCAGUGUCCAGGAAGACUUUGUGUAAUUUCUUUCAAUUCAGUAGGAUGUGGAGCAUGCAAGCAAACAACAAAAUUGCUUGAAGGAUUGAGUGAACAGAUGCGUGAUGUUACUUUUCUUAAAGUCGAUGUCAAAAAAGCAGAUGAGUUUGUUCAAAAGUAUAAAAUCAGUGGGGUCCCGGCUUUCAUGUUUUUGAUUGAUGGAGUGCUUGCUGAAUGUUUUCAAGGAGGCAACACGGAUUAUCUAAGAAAAACGGUUGAAAGGCUGUAUUCCCAGUGCUAAUAGUUUUCUGAUCCUAGAUGUUACUGCAACCCAACUUCACAUGAACAAUGCCUUGGGAUUAUGCCAAGACUCUCCUGAAAAUUAAAUAAAGUAAUUAAAAUAAGAAUCUGUAAAAAUGUAACUUGUUUUUCAAGGAAAUAGUGGAUUGAAGAGGAGCCAUCACUUAUCAGGAAUUAUAAUAGUAUACUUACUUAUCCCGUAUAUUUAACAUUAUAAAAAAUGUGAGGUCUGAAAAAUACAGGUAAAUGGGACUGCAUACGUCUUAGCUUUCUGUUAAUCAAUGUUUUAAGAUGGGCCCUUUGCACUUGUCAGUCAACAUAGAGAAAGGAAGAAAAACUGAAACAAUCAGGGUAAUCAAUAAAGUGAGAAUUUUAUUGUCUGGAAA